CCGGCCCGCCAUGGUGCCCAGCAUGGCCUCGCUGCUGGACGGCGCCGCCGAGUACCGACCCGAGCUCUCCAUCCCGCUGCACCACGCCAUGAGCGUGCCCUGCGAGGCCUCGCCGCCCGGCAUGGGCAUGAGCGGCACCUACACCACGCUGACGCCGCUCCAGCCCCUGCCGCCCAUCUCCGCCGUCUCCGACAAGUUCCACCACCCGCACGCCCACCCGCACGCCCACCACCACCACCACCAGCGCCUGCCGGGCAGCUCCGGCGGCGGCUUCGCCCUCAUGCGGGACGAGCGCGGGCUGCCGGCCGUCAACAGCCUCUACGGGCCCUACAAGGAGGUGCCGGCCGUGGGGCAGAGCCUCUCGCCGCUGGGCAACGGGCUGGGCCCGCUCCCUGGCGCCCAGCAGGGCCUGCACGGCUACGGGCCGCCGGGCCACGACAAGAUGCUGAGCCCCAACUUCGAGACGCACGCGGCGAUGCUGGCGCGGGGAGAGCAGCACCUGCCCCGGGGGCUGGGGACGCCCCCGGCCAUGCUGCCGCCCCUGAACGGCGCUCACCACCCCGCGCCCCCCGGGCCGCCGCCGCACGGCCCCGCGCUGCCCGCCGGCCGGGAGCGGCCGCCCCCCGCCGCCGGCCCGCAGGGGAACGGCGCGGGCCAGCUGGAGGAGAUCAACACCAAGGAGGUGGCACAAAGGAUCACGGCGGAGCUGAAGCGCUACAGCAUCCCGCAGGCCAUCUUCGCCCAGCGAGUGCUGUGCCGCUCCCAGGGGACCCUGUCGGACUUGCUGCGGAACCCCAAGCCUUGGAGUAAACUCAAGUCCGGCCGGGAGACGUUCCGCAGGAUGUGGAAGUGGCUGCAGGAGCCGGAGUUCCAGAGGAUGUCUGCCCUGCGGCUGGCAGCCUGCAAACGCAAAGAGCAAGAGCCCAACAAAGAGCGGAACAACUCCCAGAAGAAAUCCCGCCUGGUUUUCACGGACCUCCAGCGCCGAACGCUUUUCGCCAUCUUCAAGGAGAACAAGCGUCCCUCCAAAGAAAUGCAGAUCACCAUCUCCCAGCAGCUGGGCCUGGAGCUCACCACCGUCAGCAACUUCUUCAUGAACGCGCGCCGGCGCAGCCUGGAGAAGUGGCAGGACGACCUGAGCUCCGGGGGCUCGUCCUCGGCGCCCAGCACCUGCAGCAAGGCGUGAGGGCGCGGCGCGGCGCAGAGAGCGGCUUCGCGGCAGGGCCCCUCGCUGGGGACUUAAAGCACAAUCCCCCCGCAACCAAGCCCGGCCCAGCUGGUCCCGAGGACAUCCCUACGGCUUCUGGCCGGUCUCGGCAGGCGCAGGCUCCACUCCAACCUCUCUCCACACCGUACUAUGCUCAGGACAGGCGAAGCAGGUCUGAAACGUAGGGGAGUCGUUCUUGAGGCAGGUUUCUCCUGAGCCCCAGGUCCCCGUGGCCUCCCGUGCCCGGCGCCUGCCGUGUGCUGGCCGCACCGCCCUGCGGCCACCACAACGGAGCACAAAGUCACAUACUAAAAACCCAAGACCCUGCUUUUAAACUCAGGCAUGGUUUUGUUAAGUGUUUUAGGGGAAAAAAAAAAAAAUCAGAUUUAAAGUUUUUUGGUUUUUUUUUUGGUUGGUUUUUUAGUUGAAGUGAAUCAGCUUGUUCUUGGAUCAGAAAAGUUCAGUUCUCUUGAGCUCAGAGUAUCAAGCACAAAGCCGUGGUGCGGCCCUGGGCUGUGCCAGCUGCAGCCUGACAUCCCGGGAACAGCGGAGGCGGCGCGAGCCUCACGCACAGCUGGCAGCUCCUCACAAGCUCUGUGCUUGUACCUAAUGCACACUCAGGAGGUCGAUGGAACUGCUACAGCUCACGGGGCGAACACAAUGCUUCGGAAGAUCUAGAUUAAUUCACAUUGUUACAUCCUUUUUACUUUCUGGGAAUAUGGUUUCUCCUCGGCAACGGCCGCUACCGAAGCCUUUUGAGCGCUCCGUGUAUUUUUGUUCAUUUUAUCAGUAUUUUAUGGUACUUUCAAGCAGGAAAAGAAAAAGAAACAAGCCCUUCAGAUGCCACCGACCGUUCCAGAUGUGCCGCGUUUAGCUCUAUCGCAUCCCCAAGUUCCUUUUCCCUGCCGGCUCCCCGAGCCAGCAGGAACACAGCACACCAAAGAGACAGGAUUUCUGCAAGCCAAAGAUGUUUAUAACUUGCCAUUUCUCUUUGUGAUGGCUGGUGCGGGCGGUUGGCUGGCGCUGGGGAAGCCUGGCGAGCUCCGAGCCGUCUCUCCAGCUCCGUGCAGCGGAGCCGCCCUGGCGGCGGCGCAGCGGCCGCUGGCCCCGAGCGGCCCGGCACGGCCGUGCUCCGCUGCAGACACUUGAGACUUUUUUAUGUACUACUUAAUCGAAACCAAAGAAACGUUUUCUGCACCUACUUCUUCUGCAACGAACUGUUCCAUUGAAAGAUAAAAUAUAAAAUAAAAAAAAAAACCAAGGAAGCAUGUCAGGAAACAAAGGAGUCCCACACUGUGUUCUACAGACAUCUUGGACAUUUUCGGAAGCAGAUCUCAAAGAAAGGGUUGACAAGAAUGAGAACAAAGCAAAGCCAGUACAAUUGCUGCUUCAUUUGACAACUCAAGUCAUCUUAUAAAGUUGAAGAUUGUCUUUAAUUUGUGCCUAUGCAGUUUUUUCAAAAGAACAAGGAACAGAGCAACCAAAACCUCAACAGCUACCAUACCAAAGAUGAGGAUUCUCACCACUUGUGUUUGGGUUUGUUUCUCCUCUUGCACGACUAAUGCACAUAACCCACCGAUCUCUGGACGCCGCUGGUGAGUCUUGGCACAGCCAGAAGGGUGGGUUUAUUUCUGCUCUCCCCGCUCCUGCCCCUCACACAUCUCUCCAGAGCCGGGGGACUCCGGUGCGGGGUGUUGGGACGCUAGGCCGUGCGUGUGCUCCCUGCAGGAAGCGCGCGUGGCUCGGCCGUGCCUCGUGUGUUGGUCUGCUGUGUGUCUGGGCUGUGAACAGCCCCUCUCCCGAGCGUGGUGUCGGUGCCGUGACCUCCACCCUUCUUUCUCUUGCCCAGGGCUAAAGCUUGCAAUAUGUGUGUGUUCCUUCCCAUCCGUGUCACUGUGAGGGCUGAGCCUGGCUCCAAACCUGCUCCUGCCACAAACCCGACCGUUCAGCAGCUCGUGGGGCACUUCAGGAGCUGCUCCUGAGCCUCUUCAUGUUUGAUCCGGAUCAUGACUUGUCCAGAUUUAUCCUCAGAGCCGGAGCACACCUUGCUCCUCUCUGUUUAAACCAGGGCUUCAUCUGAACUGCUCCACAGAACUGCUGUGGUCGCUUCCCAACCACUCAAAACGGAACAAAAAAUCAAAAGGCCUCGUCUGCUCAGGACGGGAAAAGCUUCUGGAAAGCAAAUUCAGGAUCCUCACAGCUGACUUGACAGCAUGUGCCUGCUGUGGGAAUCAAAGGAUCCUUUGGCAGAGCUUUCCAGGCAGAUCCCAAAGAGAUCUGGAGAAUCCUUGUAGCCAGACACAGAAUAGAGUCACCAAGAAAGGGUCCCAGUCUGAGCUGGUGUGUUCUGAGGGCUGCUCACCCAAAUGCCGGGUAUCUGAGUGCGGAGUUUGGAGCCGGCAGGCUGCGGAGCAGGGCCCAGCCGAGGUGAUGUGGUCAUUCUGGAGUUUCAUUCCCACCCAAGUGUCCAUCAGAGCAGCCCCUGGUGCGUUUGGAACACA
Messenger RNA from Parus major (Great Tit), 3708 nucleotides. It is a transcript of the gene ONECUT2, whose product is annotated as one cut homeobox 2. The transcript has 2 exons. Gene Ontology annotation, biological process: regulation of transcription by RNA polymerase II. Gene Ontology annotation, cellular component: nucleus. Gene Ontology annotation, molecular function: RNA polymerase II cis-regulatory region sequence-specific DNA binding; DNA-binding transcription factor activity, RNA polymerase II-specific. The record is from RefSeq and is a predicted model, not a curated record. Lineage: Eukaryota; Metazoa; Chordata; Aves; Passeriformes; Paridae. Bases 11 to 1186 code for a protein of 391 amino acids.